Messenger RNA from Phragmites australis (common reed), 2990 nucleotides. RefSeq names its product receptor-like serine/threonine-protein kinase ALE2. The transcript has 8 exons. Gene Ontology annotation, molecular function: ATP binding; protein kinase activity. The coding region runs from base 323 to 2545 and encodes 740 amino acids. Lineage: Eukaryota; Viridiplantae; Streptophyta; Magnoliopsida; Poales; Poaceae. Gene Ontology annotation, biological process: protein phosphorylation. The record is from RefSeq and is a predicted model, not a curated record.
UUGCUUGGCUGCUCUAGAAUCGCUGCUGGCUGCUUGGGUUGGGUCUCCCUCCCCGGAUUCUAAGCCCCGCAAUUAGCAGGAGCAGCUCAUUGAUUUCACUCCAAAUUAAUCCGCGUCCAUCCACAGCAGCCAGCCAGCAAAACCACCAAACCCAACGAGAGCAGCCACGCCAAUUUAUUGCCUUCCCCUCCUCCCCCUCUCUCUCUGUGUAGAGAGAGAAAGAGCUGGCCUCGCAUCGCUGCCAAUCUCCUCGUCGCUCCCAGCGCCGAUCCAGCGCUUCCAGAUCCGCCAAGCGGGCAAUGCUGUAGCGGCCCGGGCCGAGAUGGGCGGUGUUGGCGGCGGAUUGCUCCUCGUGCUGCUCCUCCUGCUCCGCGCGGCCUCCACCCUCCGUGCUACCGUAUUACCUAGGUCAGCACCAAAUCCAUCAAAUCCCCCUGAAGUGAGAAUGUCUGGACCUCAAAUUUCCCCAGCAUUUUCUCCUAGGGCACUGUCUCCAGUAUCUCCUGGACCUGGCUUUGCUGGUCGUAAUCAUCACAAGCACCUGCACCGUAGAGAGUCAAAUCAUGCCCCUUCACCAUCCUCAUCUCCCCCACCCGAAGCCGAAGGUUGUUCUAGCUAUACUUGCACCGAGCCAAUGACUGCAACACCGAUUGGUUCCCCAUGUGGCUGUGUCCUGCCAAUUAGUGUUAUAGUUGAUCUGGAUGUUGCUCCGUAUUUACUGUUCAUGCGCAUAGCAGAGUUAGAAGUUGAAGUUGCAGCUGGGACAUUUCUUAAACAAAGUCAGGUGAAAAUUAUGGCUGCAAUUGCAAGUAUCCAAGAUGACCAGAAGACAAGGGUGACCAUUUAUUUGGUGCCACUAAGAGAACACUUUGAUACUUAUACAGCAUCCCUAAUAUCUGAUAGGUUCAUGGAUAAUAAGGUUCAGAUAAAUUCAUCUAUUUUUGGAGAUUAUAAAGUUAUAAAUAUCAGCUAUCCAGGGUUGCGAUCCCAGUCACCAUCUCUGCCUUGGGGAUCAGAUCCUUCAGGAGUCGAAGAAGAUCCUAUAACUGCAGAAGUGUCCAAUAAGAAGAAAAAACACAAGAAAUCAGAUAUUUGGGUCAUUGUUGUAGUGUCAGGGUCUUCUCUUGCACUUAUUUUGGCAUGUGCCGGGCUCAUGAUUUUAAUAGUAAAAUGGAUGAAACAUGGACGGCUUCAUGAGGCUAAGAGCCCUGCAACUAACACAGCAGUUAAUAGAAGAUAUGGCGCCAGAUCAACUUUGUCAACUAGCAUGGUGAGCUCUGCGUCAGCAUCGAUGCUUUCAACAGUGGCUACUUGCACGACAUCUGUAAAGACAUUUUCGCUAGCCCAGCUUCAAAAGGCCACAGAUGGUUUUAAUUCAAAACGAGUUUUGGGUCAAGGUGGAUUUGGACGUGUCUAUCAUGGGACAAUGGAGGAUGGAAACGAAAUUGCUGUUAAACUGCUCACAAGGGAGGACAGGAGUGGUGAUCGUGAGUUCAUUGCGGAAGUGGAAAUGCUCAGUCGACUACACCACCGUAAUCUUGUCAAACUGAUUGGUAUAUGCAUCGAGCGGAGCAAAAGGUGUCUUGUUUAUGAGCUCAUACGCAAUGGAAGUGUUGAAUCCCAUCUUCAUGGUGCUGACAAGACUAAGGGGAUGCUGAACUGGGAUGUCAGGAUGAAAAUUGCUCUUGGGGCCGCUAGAGGCCUAGCUUACCUACAUGAAGAUUCAAACCCUCAUGUUAUACACCGUGAUUUCAAGGCCAGCAAUAUAUUGCUGGAGGAAGAUUUCACUCCCAAGGUUACUGAUUUUGGUUUGGCAAGGGAAGCAUCCAAUGGAACUCAACCCAUAUCUACUAGGGUAAUGGGUACUUUUGGGUAUGUUGCUCCAGAAUAUGCCAUGACGGGGCAUCUUCUUGUGAAGAGUGACGUCUACAGUUAUGGGGUUGUCUUGCUCGAGCUUUUAUCAGGAAGGAAGCCUGUAAGCAUCUCUAAUUCCAAGGAUCCUGAGAACCUUGUGACUUGGGCCCGUCCUCUGCUAUCCCAUAAGGAGGGCUUGGAGAAGCUAAUUGAUCCUUCUCUGGAUGGAAACUUCAACUUUGACAAUGUAGCUAAAGUGGCAUCCAUCGCUUCCAUGUGCGUGCACACUGAUCCGUCACAGAGGCCAUUCAUGGGUGAAGUGGUCCAGGCACUGAAGCUUAUCUACAAUGAUGCAGAUGAGGCUUGUGACGAUUCUUACAGCCCAAGGGAUUCAUCAUGUGACCCAGACGGUGACUACCAAGGGGGCCUGGUCUUUGAGAGCGGCAGCUGGGGCAUUGAGGCCUCUGGGUGUUUAGACUACCGGCAUUCCCCACCAUUUGUAACUAUGGAGUACAGUUCGGGCCGAAUUGAAGGACUGCAUGACCCUCGCGCGGCAUUUUCAACGGGCUCCCAUGUGCAAUCACCAGUGCUGCAGAAUAGAUCAGGCCCCUUGCGGAUGAAGAAAAAGCUUGCCUCCUUCUACCGUUCCAGAGGCAGCAUUAGCGAGCAUGGGCACCUGCCUCACCAUUGAUCAAUAAACUUAGUGUUAGGUUGUUAGCUUCGGUUGACUUGGAAUUGAGGCUGGGGGAUGUCAUCACCUCUCGAUGAUUCUUGCCUCAAGUUAGUGUACAGCUGGUGCCUUCAGUAUAGAUGUUUUCAUUUGCCUUCUGCUUCCCCUGAAGCAAUGAGGAUGGGGUUGGCAGAUGCUCUCUAAUUUUGCAAAUUGCGGUUCAUUCCUCAUGCAUCUGAUUCGUGUAGUCUGGGUAGGAAAGUUUGUUGCCGAAAUUCUGGGCACCAUGUUGUUGUACUGGAUGCAAUUGGUUUGUAUACAAUGCUAGAGAUCUUCCUCGCAGUGGCGAGGUGAUCUAUACAGUCGGCUCAGCUCCUCAUGUCAGCUGUUCGUAAUCUCGCCUGGUUGCUUUGCCUUUCUUAUUGAAAACGUUUCAUUGGGUGUAUGCUCCUGAUGCUUCUUAUCU